GAUGACAUUAAACACCCAGCAGGAAGCGAAGACCCCCCUGCGCCGUCGAGCCAGCACUCCGCUUCCCCUGGCCCGCAGGGCUCACCAGCCUAGUCUCCUGUGUGCAGAGCCCACCACUAAGCCUCAGCAUCCCCGGCUGGGCCAGUCAGCCUCCCUCAACCCGCCCGCCCGGACCCGGUCACCUACCCCCAACGGCUGGUCCUCUGAAUCCAGCGAUUCUGAAGGCUCCUGGGAGGCCCUGUACCGCGUGGUGCUGCUUGGAGACCCUGGGGUAGGGAAGACCAGCCUGGCCAGCCUCUUUGCAGGAAAGCAAGAGCGGGACCCCAAUGAUCAACUGGGAGAAGAUGUAUAUGAACGGACCCUCACAGUGGACGGGGAGGACACCACGCUGGUGGUCGUGGACACCUGGGAGGCAGAGAAACUGAAUGAAAGCUGGAGCCAGGAGCUGUGCCUGCAGGUGGGGAGUGCCUAUGUCAUCGUGUACUCCAUCGCAGACCGAGGCAGCUUCGAGAGCGCCUCCGAGCUCCGCAUUCAACUGCGGCGUACACAUCAGGCUGACCAUGUGCCCAUCAUCCUCGUGGGCAACAAAGCUGACCUAGUCCGCUGCCGGGAAGUAUCCGUGGAAGAGGGCCGCGCCUGCGCUGUCGUGUUCGACUGCAAGUUCAUCGAGACGUCAGCCACGCUGCAGCACAACGUGGCCGAGCUCUUCGAGGGCGUGGUGCGCCAACUGCGCUUGCGCCGCCGGGACAGCACGACCAGGGAGCCACCGGCUCCCAGACGACGGGCCAGCCUGGGCCAACGUGCUCGCCGCUUCCUGGCGCGCCUGACAGCCCGCAGCGCCCGCCGCCGGGCACUCAAGGCCCGAUCCAAGUCCUGCCACAACCUGGCCGUGCUCUGAGGCCACC
Molecule: messenger RNA, 905 nt
Organism: Elephantulus edwardii (Cape elephant shrew)
Lineage: Eukaryota; Metazoa; Chordata; Mammalia; Macroscelidea; Macroscelididae
Gene: REM1
Product: RAS (RAD and GEM)-like GTP-binding 1
Exons: 4
Coding region: 2-898 (298 amino acids)
Biological process (GO): negative regulation of high voltage-gated calcium channel activity
Cellular component (GO): plasma membrane
Molecular function (GO): GTPase activity; GTP binding; calcium channel regulator activity
Source: RefSeq, a predicted model, not a curated record